GCCGGUGCCGGAGCCAUGGCGGGGCCGGUGCUGGCGGUGCUGGCGGGGCUGUGGGCGCGGGAGGCGGCGGCGGGCGGGGAAGUGGUGCCGGUGCAUCCCGGGGCCCUGGAGGAGGAGAUCGUAUCGGAGAAGGCGGCGGAGGAGAGUCACCGGCAGGACAGCGCCAACCUGCUCGUCUUCAUCCUGCUGCUCACCCUCACCAUCCUCACCAUCUGGCUCUUCAAGCACCGCCGUGCCCGCUUCCUCCAUGAGACUGGACUGGCCAUGAUCUACGGGGUGCUGGUGGGAGUGGUGCUGCGCUAUGGCAUCCACGUCCCCAGCGACGCCAACAACGUGACGCUGAGCUGCCAGGUGCAGACCAGCCCUGCCACGCUGCUGGUCAACGUCAGCGGCAAGUACUACGAGUACACCCUGAAAGGGGAGAUCAGCGCCCACGAGCUCAACAACGUCCAGGACAACGAGAUGCUGAGGAAGGUGACGUUCGAUCCUGAAGUGUUUUUCAACAUCUUGCUUCCUCCAAUUAUCUUUUAUGCAGGCUACAGCUUGAAAAGGAGGCACUUCUUCAGAAACCUGGGAUCCAUCCUAGCCUAUGCCUUUCUUGGCACUGCAAUUUCCUGCCUGGUCAUCGGCUCUGUGGUCUAUGGCUGCGUGGCGCUGAUGAAAGUCACCGGGCAGCUCGGGGGAGACUUCUACUUCACUGACUGCCUCCUGUUUGGUGCCAUCGUGUCAGCUACUGACCCAGUGACUGUUCUUGCCAUCUUCCAUGAACUCCAGGUUGAUGUGGAACUCUAUGCCCUUCUCUUUGGCGAAAGCGUCCUCAACGAUGCCGUUGCCAUAGUGCUGUCCUCUUCCAUUGUUGCAUACCAGCCAGCGGGAGACAACAGCCACACGUUCGAUGUCACAGCGAUGUUCAAGUCCAUUGGGAUAUUCCUGGGGAUAUUCAGUGGAUCUUUUGCAAUGGGAGCAGCUACUGGAGUUGUGACAGCUUUAGUCACCAAGUUCACCAAGCUUCGGGAGUUCCCAUUGCUGGAGACUGGCUUGUUCUUCUUGAUGUCCUGGAGCACCUUCCUGCUGGCUGAAGCAUGUGGCUUUACAGGUGUGGUGGCUGUACUCUUCUGUGGGAUCACACAGGCCCAUUAUACCUAUAACAACUUAUCUACAGAGUCCCAACACAGAACUAAGCAGUUGUUUGAGCUUCUGAAUUUCUUGGCAGAAAACUUCAUCUUCUCCUACAUGGGUCUUGCACUGUUCACCUUCCAGAACCAUGUCUUUAACCCUACUUUUGUGGUAGGGGCUUUUCUUGCUAUCUUCCUAGGAAGAGCUGCCAAUAUUUACCCACUGUCAUUUUUGCUGAAUUUGGGGAGAAGAAAUAAGAUUGGAACGAAUUUGCAGCACAUGAUGAUGUUUGCUGGGCUGCGAGGAGCCAUGGCCUUCGCCUUGGCCAUCCGUGACACGGCCACCUACGCCCGGCAGAUGAUGUUCAGCACCACGCUGCUCAUCGUCUUCUUCACCGUCUGGGUGUUCGGGGGAGGCACCACAGCCAUGCUCUCCUGCCUCAACAUCCGGGUGGGUGUGGAUGCAGAUCAGGAGAACGUGGGCGUCCCCGAGAGCGAGAGGAGGAGUACGAAGGCAGAAAGCGCUUGGCUCUUCCGCAUGUGGUACAACUUUGAUCACAACUAUCUAAAGCCUCUGUUGACACACAGUGGUCCUCCUCUGACGACCACCCUCCCAGGGUGCUGUGGACCUAUUGCCCGGUGCCUGACGAGUCCACAGGCGUACGAAAACCAAGAGCAGCUGAAGGAUGACGACUCUGACCUCAUUUUGAACGACGGGGACAUCAGCCUGACCUACGGGGACUCCACUGUCAACACCGACUCGGUGGCUUCCAGCAGCACGUCGCGGCGCUUCGUGGGCAACAGCUCCGAGGACGCCCUGGAUCGGGAGCUGGCCUUUGGAGACCAUGAACUCGUCAUCCGGGGAACACGCCUGGUCCUGCCCAUGGACGAUUCGGAGCCACCCUCAAACAUCCUGGAUAAUGCCAGGCACGGCCCUGCCUAGGGGCUCCUGGCUGUGACUUGACCGUUGGUAUUUGCAUCUAUGAUCCAGAAGUAUGUCGCUACCUAAAGUCUAAUGCAUGUCUCCAAAUGUCUAAGCUGUAUCAAUAUUAUUUAUAUGGUGUCAGAAGAAUCUCAAUAUUCUCUGCCAGGCACUUGUUAAAAAAAAACAAAACACAACAAAAAAAAACCAACAAAGGAACAAGCUGCAAACCUUUCAGUUACAAAACUGUUGUGGACCGCACUGUGUAAGGUGGAACUGUUUUAGCCUCAGAGUCUUUUUGCACACAGUGAGCUUCUUUUUAAACGUGUGGUUUGCUGAAGGGUUUGAGUUCCCGGCAGGCUGAGUAAAGGAGGUGGUUCCCUGCUCAUCCUUUGAGCCUGGGAGAGGAGGAUGGGAGCAGUGGAAAUGGCUUUCUGUUCGGCUGAGGAUUGUAUCAUUGCUUUGGUUUUGGUUUGUUUGGAGUUUUGCAUGGUCGCCUUUGGCUUGUCAGCAAAACCAAAUCUGCCUGCUGACCCUCUCGCCAGGCAGUGGCCAGAGAGAAACUCCUUCAGUUUGUGGGAAGCUGAGCUGGCAGCUGGAGACUUUCUGCUUUUCAGUGACCCUCUGCCCAAGGCUGGCUAGCGGCAGGCGCCGGCCAAAGCUGAGAGCCAGGGCUGCGUGUGCCUGGCUGCUCGGAUGGGAGCAGGAGGAAGGGAUGGUUUGUAUCUGGAGUCGUGUUCAGGAGAAGGAGGUGAUCCAGCAGCAGCUACACCAGGUAUGCCACAGAUGUUUUUUUUAGGGCUGAGGCCAUCUUCUCAGCUUUCUAGAAGCAGCCAUCAAACCCUCGAUUGGCAACUAGAUUCCACCUUCGGGGAAGUGCCCUUGUGCCCGUGUGAGCCAACCUCUUCUGCUGUGGUCACGGGCACUGCGGGGCCCAGCCAGCCUCCUCCACGAGCUUUACGGCUCCAGCUUGAGACGGUACCUCCGGACCUCUCCAGAGGGACUGAGCCACCUGGGUGGCACCGAGGGGGGAGUUGUCCAUCCAUCUGUCCAUCCUCCUAUACAAGUCAGAAGUCGUUGCACUUUGUUUAAUAACUCUUUAGCAUGCUGCGUGUCUGGGAGCCCCACCCCACCCCUCUCAUCUCUUUUAACCAUUGGAGCAGAAAUGUUUGUGAGUUGAUGAUUUGAUUUGAUCUCUUUUUUUUCGGGGGGGGUGGGGGGAGGGAGGGGUAAAAUGUUGUUUUAUUUUUGAUGUUUUCAAUGUUUUCUUUCCCAAGGAAGAGCACACAGAACAAUUAGCAAUUUUAAGCUAGUCUUAAAGGAUUUACUCUGUAGUUACAGGAAUGGUUAAAGGUGCAGUGAAAUUGUUAACCUUGACAUCCUUCUCUCUCUCUUUGUUGUUUUGUGUCCUGAAAAGGGGAGGGAGGGGGGGAAAGAAAUCACAGGAAUGUGCUGUUUAUAGUUUUGUUGUCCUGUUUGAGCUUCAGUUUUGCUAUACAAACCUUUCAGGUUACAGACCUGUCCUGGGGUUAACCUUGUCCAGAGGGUUGAGGCAGAGGCAUUGUGAAAGAGAAUAUAUGGGAAAAAAAAAAGAGCUGGGUGAGUCCAGGCACUCUCACAGCUCCAGUUGACUUCCCUUGGAAUAAACCCUGCAACUCUCAGGAUCCAACCCUGAGACCUCAGAGCAGUGUCCCCAUAGCUGUUCUCCUCAGCACCACUGGAGAGAGCUGGAGGAGCCAGGAAAACAGGGAAAAUUCCAAGGGUGCAUGUACAGUGGAGGAAAGGAAUUUACACUUCUUUCGUUGUCCUUUCAUUUUCUCAGGUCUAAGUAACGUUGCCUUAAAUUUACAGCCCUGAAAGUAAUUAUUUAGGCAGUUUAUCCCCAAGGAAGUGUUUGGGUUUGUUUUGCUUUUGUUUCCUUUCAUGUCUAAGUGUUGCCAUAGGACUCCUCUGGAAGUUGUGUGAGGGGAAGUCAAGCUGUGUUUUAAUUCAGACAGGGCAUCUUCCUUGCACCGGUAAGUGGCAGUCUCGUUGUUAAUGUAGCUGUUGGAUUAGCAUUAGCCUCUUUGUUUCCUGCUAUGCAGGAAUUCCAUAAAGUGUGUGUUUUAUAUGAUGUCUGUAACUUAACUUCAUGUGUUUAAAACAAACAAAAACAAGAAAAGAAAAAAAAAAGGUACCUGCUGACUUCAGGUUUACUGCAUCACUUCAGCAUCCUGGAUUUUGGGUUGCCUUCUCGGAGAGGUAUGAUAACUACCUACCUCUUGUGGUCGAUUUGGUUUGGUUUGGUUUUUUUUCCUCCCUCUAUGAUCUCUGAAUUCAAUUUACAAAGCUGACAUUGGUGCAGCUGGAGGUGCAGGGUGGCUCUGCUCUCCCCCUGCCAGCCCAAGGUCCCGUCAGCAUGCACUGGGCACAGGGUUCCCUCCUAGCUGCGAUGCAGAUCAGCAGCUGAGCGCUGUGAGAUGCUCAUGGUGUGAGGUUUGACCCUAGCCUUGGUGGCACUCCUUUUCUCUGACUCUUUGGCCUAGGGUGGUUUCUUCACUCUCUUUAAGCUUGCCAACACAUCACCAUAAGCCUCAUCUUUUGAGGCCAGUGACACUUCAGUUAGUACCUUCAAGGGAUAAAUCCCAAGUUACCCAAAGUUGAUUUUAAUGGGUUACCUCUGAACUUUAGUGAUCUAUACAGAACAUAACCAGGACUGUUUGGAAUAGUCUUAGGGGGAAUGAAUGAAUGAAUCCAAGCUGAAAUUCAGGAGUGAUUUAACAAAUGGCUCAGAUUCCUUCUCAGCUGAUUACUUCCUUCAUCCUGCUGUAGCAGAGAGCACAGGAGUGCCUGGGGUUCAGGUGCAGAGUCCUGAUGGAGCGAAGGGUACCCCGAGACCUUCUGCCAAAUAGAUGAGAGAGCCCCGAGGAGGCAGUUUAUGGCUCCCACCAAGAUGCAGAGAAGGUGCCCUUCUUCUGUGAGUUGUACUCCCAUGGGUUUUGCACAUGGAAGAAGCAUUGUAGGUAAAAGUUCUGUUUCAUCCUGGUACUGUCAGUUUGUGUGGCAAUGGCGUUAACUCUGUAGCUGUGGUGUUUGUGCAGCCGAUCCGUGGUAGCUGAUGAUCACUGUUGGACCUUCUGUUUACACUGACUAAAUCCUUUUCCUGUUGCAUUGUACUGUGAAAGAAGGAUUCUGGGCCUAUCAAAGACUUCUUCUUCUGUUUCCCUCUGGAAUUCCUGUGUGCACCGUUCCAUUCAUUCACACAGAAAUAAAUCUGUAGCACCAUG
Messenger RNA from Pogoniulus pusillus (Red-fronted tinkerbird), 5303 nucleotides. RefSeq names its product solute carrier family 9 member A6 (gene SLC9A6). Lineage: Eukaryota; Metazoa; Chordata; Aves; Piciformes; Lybiidae. The transcript has 16 exons. Gene Ontology annotation, molecular function: sodium:proton antiporter activity; potassium:proton antiporter activity. Gene Ontology annotation, cellular component: plasma membrane; recycling endosome. The record is from RefSeq and is a predicted model, not a curated record. Bases 16 to 2058 code for a protein of 680 amino acids. Gene Ontology annotation, biological process: regulation of intracellular pH; potassium ion transmembrane transport; sodium ion import across plasma membrane.